This is a messenger RNA of Seminavis robusta, 1104 nucleotides long. Lineage: Eukaryota; Bacillariophyta; Bacillariophyceae; Naviculales; Naviculaceae. The record is from the annotation of a GenBank genome assembly.
AUGAUGGACGAAGAUGCAACCUUGCAGGUGCCACAGGCUCAGUGGCAGCUCCAACAGGCAUUGAACAAUGGGGAAAGGAUGGAUGAUGAGCCGGAACGGAUGGAUGAAGACGAAGGAAGGGAAGGGUCCUACGAUGAGCGUGCUACUGCCAGAAGUGAUUCUUCCAGCCCCACAGUUGGUGCUUGGCAUGCCAUUACCAGUUUCUGGGGAGGAGGGUUCCAGCAGCAGCCCCAAGCUGGAAGAAGCAGCCCUCGUAACCAAGGCGAGAGGGUAGAUAUGGGUGAUGAUUGCCGAGAAGAAGACAUGACCAUGGAACGUGAGGGCGGUGAUCCCUAUGACUCUCGCAUUCAUGAACCACUAAAGCGGGGGCAAGAGGAUGGAGGACAAGCCAACAAGAGACGCCGUUUGGAGGAUGCCAGUAUCGCCUUUUACCAGGCUGUCCCCGGCCUUUCCGAACGCCAACAGGCGAUCAUGGAAUACUCGGCGCCUUCUUCUGUUGCUCCCUUUUUCUACUUUAUCGGGUACACUCCUUUUGCCAUUACGUGGGGCUUGGUCAUGUACACGUUGCACUUUUUGCAGACGGCGAUUUCUACCUUUGGACCCGAGACUGAAAACUUUCGCUGGAAUGCAUGGAUCCCACCUCUGGUCCAUCAUUUGAUGGAUACCUACGUGUGGAAUCAAUCAAUGAUUACCAUGAUGCUCUUGUACCCAGAGUGGUUUGGUUCUACAGCUUACUGGGUCGCCACCUUAUGCAUCACGUAUUCACAGUGUUGUUACUUGUGUGUCUCCCUCAAGACUCACUACAUCAAGCACCAGCACGAGUUGAAAGCAAACUGCCACCAACAAAUUGAGCUACGGUUCCUGGAUUGCUUUUUGCUCUACUUGUUGGCUGACCUCAACUUUAUUCUGGCCCGGCUACUUGGAUACCCGAUCCUCUUGUACAUUGGUCUGGUUGAGUUGAAUGUGGCCCCACUUUACAUUGUUUGGGCAUACAAGAAACGCUUUGAUGCUGCCCUUAAACCAGUAAACCAAUCGAAUGGACAGAAGGACAACAUCAAUGACAACACCAACAAGAAGGACGACGACACCAAAAAGGAUCGGUAA